CGAUUCGAGGGUGCUGUCUCCAUUCCGCGGGCGUGCAAUGUUUGCUUCUCAGUCAUCUUUAUUAUUAGGAAAUGUCCAUAUUUGUUCUUUAAAGCUAAUAAUUGACUGUAGCAUAACGGCUACAAAGUCCAUUGGUCAAUUCGAUUUAUCGGCAAUUAGCAGCAGGCAACGAAAGUUAGGCGAGUCAAGUCUUUUAGCACCACUUUCCACUGGACAGCGCUCGAGCGGCUUUGGAAUCGAGACAGCAAACGCAUGGAUUUCUUUGGGAUAUUUCAAACGAUGGAGGAAGGAGUUUUUUGGAAGUGAGGUGGAGGACAUUCUUCAAGUGGCCUAAUCUACACCAUAUUACCAACAGGAACAACAUUUUCCUUUAUUCUCACAUCAACAUGUUUGUGCAUUGGAUAUGGGUCAGUUCACACCGAGAAGAUUCUGCCAGAGAAGGAUAAAGGGGAAUUCACUCAGCAGCCCAGAGACCUGAGCCGAGCGGCCUGAAACCACCAAGGGAAGGAGAGAGAUUAAAAACUGAUUGAGGUUGGAGGGAGAAAGCGAGAAAAUAGUUUAUAAUUCACCUUUGUUCUUCUUAAUGCCCCCUGUGAGGUAUCAUCCAUAGGCAGGGUGGUGAGUAACAGUGGGCAGAGGAGUACAGUGGGCAGAGGAGUGCCCACCACGUUGGUCAGACCAUGGAGUGAGGAGGAAAGAAGGAGAUGCAUAUAUAAGAAAGGAAGAGGAUAUAUCCUUUGAAGAGCCAUCUAAAUUCAUGCUCCUAUUAUAAUUGAGUGCUUCUAAGAGCAAAGCAACAUGAGAGGACGCCUGUUCUGUGCCCACUGCUUCAAGAGGUAUUAUUAAGAUUAACCCUCUGGAUAUAGAGUAGACUAGUGUUCUUUGUGUUCCUGAUUCCGCUGGGUUCUAGAGUGUGUCUGGGCUGUGGUCAUGGUGUCUCAGCCCCAGGGAUGUGCUCUGCAUCGGACUGGCAGGAUCUGUCACAGAGGCAGCCUGAUCAGGCUCUUACUCCUCCUCUACUGCUCUCUCACGGCCGCCCAAGCUGCUAAACCCAAAGUCUCGAGCGGCGCACACCUCAACUCCAUCCGCAUAGACGGGGAUAUCUCCCUGGGAGGCCUGUUCCCCGUGCACUCCAGGGGCAACGAAGGCAAGGCCUGCGGGGAGCUGAAGAAGGAGAAGGGGAUCCAUCGUCUGGAGGCCAUGCUGUUCGCCCUGGACCGUAUCAACAACGACCAUUCCCUGCUUCCCAACAUCACGCUGGGGGCGCGCAUCCUGGACACGUGUUCCCGGGAUACCCACGCCCUGGAGCAGUCGCUCACCUUCGUCCAGGCCCUCAUCGAGAAGGAUGGGACAGACGUCAAGUGUCUGGGCGGGGGGGCACCCAUCAUCACCAAGCCUGAGAGGGUGGUGGGAGUCAUCGGAGCCUCGUCCAGCUCUGUGUCCAUCAUGGUGGCCAAUAUACUGCGGCUCUUCAAGAUCCCCCAGGUGAGUUAUGCCUCCACGGCCCCGGAGCUGAGCGACAACACACGUUAUGACUUUUUCUCGCGCGUGGUGCCCCCAGACACCUACCAGGCACAGGCCAUGGUGGAUAUUGUCAAGGCCAUGCGCUGGAACUUCAUCUCCACUGUGGCGUCGGAGGGGAAUUAUGGAGAGAGCGGCGUGGAUGCCUUCAUACAGAAGUCUCGAGAGGACGGAGGUGUGUGUAUCUCUCAGUCGGUCAAGAUUCCCCGUGAGCCAAAACCGGGAGAGUUUGGCAAGGUCAUCCGCCGACUAAGAGAAAACCCAAAUGCAAGGGUGGUCAUCAUUUUCGCCAAUGAGGAUGAUAUUAGGCGGCUACUCCAAGCAGCCAAGAAGGCCAACCAGACUGGCCAUUUCAUCUGGGUGGGCUCAGACAGCUGGGGCUCAAAGAUAUCGCCAGUGUUACACCAAGAAGAGAUGGCAGAGGGAGCUGUCACCAUCCUGCCCAAACGCCAGUCCAUCAGAGGGUUUGAUCGUUACUUCAUCAGCCGCACACUGGAGAACAACAGGAGAAAUAUCUGGUUUGCUGAGUUCUGGGAGAACAACUUCGCCUGCAAGCUGAGCCGACACGCUUUGAAGAAAGGGUCCGGGCUGAAGAAAUGCACAAAUCAGGAGCGGAUAGGGAAGGACUCCAACUACGAGCAAGAGGGGAAGGUGCAGUUUGUGAUCGAUGCAGUCUAUUCCAUGGCCCACGCGCUGCACAACAUGCACAGGGAGCUCUGUCCAGGGAAGGUGGGCCUUUGCUCCAGGAUGGACCCCAUCAACGGCACUCUGCUGCUCAAACACAUCCGGAUGCUUAACUUUGCAGGCAUUGCUGGCAACCCAGUGCUCUUCAAUGAGAAUGGAGAUGCCCCUGGUCGCUAUGAGAUUUUCCAGUACCAGAUCAGAAACCGAACAGCUGAAUACAAAAUCAUCGGGCACUGGACCGACCAGCUCUAUCUGAAUAUCCGAGCAAUGCACUGGCCAGGUGGAGGUCGACAGAUCCCUUACUCCAUCUGCAGCAACCCAUGCCAGGCCGGAGAACGCAAGAAGAUAGUAAAGGGCAUCCCUUGCUGCUGGCACUGCGAGCGUUGCGACGGCUACCAGUACCAAGCAGACACCUACAGCUGCAAGAUGUGCCGCUUUGACCUGCGUCCCAAUGAGAACCACACGGCCUGCCGUCCCAUCCCCGUCGUCAUGCUGGAGUGGAGCUCCCCCUGGGCCGUCAUCCCUGUCCUCAUCUCCGUGGUGGGCAUCAUGGCCACCCUGUUCGUGGUGGUCACCUUUAUCCGCUACAACGACACGCCCAUCGUCAAGGCGUCAGGCCGCGAGCUCAGCUACGUUCUACUGACAGGUAUCUUCAUGUGCUACGCCACCACUUUCCUCAUGAUAUCUGCCCCUGAUGUGGGCAUCUGCUCCCUCAGACGGAUCUUCCUGGGUCUGGGGAUGAGUAUCAGCUACGCAGCCCUGCUCACCAAGACUAACCGCAUCUACCGCAUCUUCGAGCAGGGAUCCAUGUCGGUGAGCGCCCCUAGGUUCAUCUCUCCAGCCUCCCAGCUGGUCAUCACCUUCAGCCUGACUUCGGUGCAGCUACUGGGGGUGUGUAUCUGGUUCGGUGUGGACCCGUCUCAGGCCAUCAUCGACUACGAGGACCAGCGCAUGGCCAAUCCGGACAUGGCCCGUGGUGUGCUCAAAUGUGACAUCUCUGACCUUUCUCUGAUCUGCCUGCUUGGCUACAGCAUGCUGCUCAUGGUCACCUGCACGGUGUACGCCAUCAAGACCCGGGGGGUGCCGGAGGCCUUCAACGAGGCCAAGCCCAUCGGCUUCACCAUGUACACCACCUGUAUCAUCUGGCUGGCCUUCAUCCCAAUCUUCUUUGGUACCUCCCAGUCCACAGAGAAGAUGUACAUCCAGACAACCACGCUGACCAUUUCAGUGAGCCUGAGUGCGUCUGUCUCUCUGGGGAUGCUGUACAUGCCCAAGGUCUACGUGAUCCUCAGGCACCCGGAGCAGAACGUGCCCAAACGCACACGCAGCCUCAAGGCCGUGGUCACAGCUGCCACCAUGUCCAACAAGUUCAACCCCAAGACCAGCCUACGUCCCAACGGAGAAGCCAAGUCCGAGUUGUGUGAGAGCCUGGAAACACAAGCUUUCGCCACAAAACAAACAUACAUCAGCUACAGCAACCAUGCAAUCUAGGAGAGGAAGGCCAUCGUCAUUGUUCAGUAUGGUCACCUCGUGGCAGGUGAAACUUUUCUUAUGCAGUGGAAAUGGGGGGAAAAUAGAGCAAGAAAAUGGACAUGGGACAUUUUGUGAGGAUCACUAAAGUAUUUCCUAGGGAAUAGUCAUCGUAAAGGACAGAGAAAAUACAAACAGAGAUGCAGGAAGGGACCCUCAGGGGACCCCAACAGAACAAAUACAGUAUAAUUGUGAUGUUCCAUCUUGUGUCGGCCAUGGCAGACAAGACAAACACUUCCCUCCUGGUCCAGAGGCCAGAGUCCGGAGAUGACAUCAUGCAGGAUGGGGCUUCUAAUCCCUUCUCGUUGUUUACAUUGCUGCGUUACCUUCUCUCUCUCUAUGACUUAUCUUCUCAAGCUGACAAUUGAAAGAAUCUGUUUAGGUGUGUGCGAUGCAAUGUUGUAGUCUGCCAGUGUUGUCAUCAGUAAGUUACAUUGCUCUCAAUGCUUCAGGAAGUUACAGAGCCACCAGUUUAUGAGUGGUCAGUCCUUAAAUGUCUAGGAGGACUUUAAGUAAUGUAAUUGUUAAAAAAUAUAUUUCUGAAAGUAUUCCAGUUUUUAGAAAAAGACUGGAUGGAAAACAUCAUUCCAACAAUGCAGGAUAAUUGUAUGCCAUCAUAAAAAAUUCUAAUGAUGUUGACAACAAAAAAUAUGGUCAUUACUGAUUUUAAGCAUGCCCGUUUGAACAUCCUGUGUUGUGUUGUUAAAAAAAAUAUUUAGAAUGCGUUCAAACUAUGUUGCAGUGUCAUUCCCAUUGUUUGGGCCUGAGCCUAUUGUAUGUAAUCUCCAAACUGAUGAAGGUCUAGUGACUGAUCUUUGUUUUGUUGUGCUAAAGUGAGGCCCUGAUCUGUAUUACCAGCUAUCCAAAGGCUGCCACUGCCCUCUGCCCACUACGUCCGUGUUUUAAUACAGUAACUCCAGAUUAAAACGAAGAGCCUGAAAGAGGCCCUACAGUGAAAUACCAUAGCUGACCCCCAUCCAUUUCCACCAGCUAUCCUCCUGGUCACACAUAAAGGUUUUCAUUGAUUGAUAUGAUUUAUUUAAGCGUCAUACACCUACCGGUGCCCAGCCCACAUGGGAUAACAAGACACUACUAAAUACAAUUUUCCUUUUACUCAAGGUACAGCUAAGUUGUACAGAUCAUAAAAAUUAAGAUAAAGUUGCCACAGUAUUCAUUCACCCAAGAUGAUAUCCAUAACGAGACUAAUUCAUAACACAAAAUGUUGUCUCUGAGGACUGUCAUGUUCUGUAAAAUGCUUCAGGGAUAUGCUAUGUUACUAUAUGACUGAUGCCUCAAGCUGCAGAAAAGAACCUACUCAAGACAAAAUGCAAAAGGUUCCAGUACUCAUUUCAGUCGCCUUCAGCUCUCUGAAUAAAUACAAUAUAUUACCAAAAGUAUGUGGACACCUGAUCGUCAAACAUCUCAUUCCAAAAUCAUGGGC
This is a messenger RNA of Coregonus clupeaformis (lake whitefish), 5176 nucleotides long. Its product is annotated as metabotropic glutamate receptor 4-like. Gene Ontology annotation, biological process: G protein-coupled glutamate receptor signaling pathway; regulation of synaptic transmission, glutamatergic. The transcript is spliced from 11 exons. Gene Ontology annotation, cellular component: membrane. Gene Ontology annotation, molecular function: adenylate cyclase inhibiting G protein-coupled glutamate receptor activity. The coding region runs from base 931 to 3696 and encodes 921 amino acids. Lineage: Eukaryota; Metazoa; Chordata; Actinopteri; Salmoniformes; Salmonidae. The record is from RefSeq and is a predicted model, not a curated record.